Messenger RNA from Astyanax mexicanus (Mexican tetra), 3072 nucleotides. It is a transcript of the gene otud6b, whose product is annotated as OTU deubiquitinase 6B. The record is from RefSeq and is a predicted model, not a curated record. The transcript is spliced from 7 exons. The coding region runs from base 200 to 1090 and encodes 296 amino acids. Gene Ontology annotation, biological process: protein deubiquitination. Gene Ontology annotation, molecular function: cysteine-type deubiquitinase activity. NCBI's taxonomy places the organism in Eukaryota, Metazoa, Chordata, Actinopteri, Characiformes, Acestrorhamphidae.
UGAAAGGUGUGUUACAGUGUGUAAACUCGCGCUGGUCCGGUUCUCGGCAUGGCUCGGUUCUGAUUGUCGCUGCUGCUGGGAGCUGGUGUUCUGGUGUUCGGCUGGUGGUAAUGGCAGAUUUUACAGCAGCAGAGUAACAGUGCGGGGCCAGUGCAGGGAGUCCGUGCGGUUACUGUGAUCCGGGUUAUUCAAAGUAAAGAUGGAGGAGGUGGAGUCUGCGGAGGAGCUACUAGUGAAAGAGCAGCGCAGGGAGAAGAAAGAGCUGCAAGCUAAAAUCCAGAGUAUGAAAAAUGCUGUACCUAAAAAUGACAAGAAAAGAAGGAAGCAACUGACUGAAGACAUUGCCAAAUUAGAGGCAGAGCUGAGUCAAAAACAUGACAAUGAGCUCAAACUGCUACAGACCAACUCCAAUGCUGCAGAGAAGGUUGAGGAAGUUUCCAGUGCUGUAAAUUCUAUAAAUCUGUCUGGCGGAGAGCAAGCCGAUGGUAAGCAGCCCCGACUAACCAAGGCUCAAAAGAGACGGGACAAGAAAGCUGCUCAGGAGAAGGAGCGAGAGAAUCGCAUUGCCGAAGCAGAGUUGGAGAACCUGUUAGGAUCUAGACAUCAGGAGGGUCUGAAACUAAAGCAGAAGUUGACAGAGAAGCAUCUGCAGAUCAAGGAGAUCUCCUCUGAUGGCCACUGCAUGUACCGGGCUGUAGAGGAUCAGCUGGUGGAGCGUGGGCGUGCACUUGGGAUCCAGGAGCUCCGUGCUCAGACUGCUCAGUACAUGAGGAGCCACUCAGGCGAUUUCCUGCCUUUCCUUACCAACCCAAACACUGGAGACAUGUACACUGAAGAGGAGUUUGAGAAGUACUGCAGUGAUGUUGCGGAAACAGCAGCUUGGGGUGGACAGUUAGAGCUAAGAGCACUUACACAAGUCCUCCAGUUACCAAUAGAAGUCAUUCAAGCGGAUUCGCCUGCAAUUGUUAUAGGAGAAGAAUAUGACAAACUGCCAAUUACCCUCAUUUACAUGAGACAUGCCUAUGGGUUGGGGGAGCACUACAACUCAGUGGAGCCACUGAAAGAAGUAGCAAGUGAGGAGCAGGAGUGAAUCAGGAGUGUCUCAGAUCACUGCAGGAAAGAGCAUCCGUAUUGGACCUUGCUUCAGUCUAGAAAGAGGCCAAAUUAAUAUCUGGCUUUGCUUACCUCUAACUCUGACAGACUAGAUACUGAAUCAGUGAGAGGAAGCUUUCAUAAUUAAAGACCCAAGGGAUCAAUAGCUGUCAGUUUUUCACAGUUACAGCUGUCGGUGCAGAAGUUUUUCCAUACACUCAUUGUGGGCAUAAAUUUUAUGCAUUAUUGAGCUUUUAGUGAUUUAUUUAAAUGGUAUGUUUUCUGGAGCAGAGCAUUGUACAGCAUUGACAGAAAUCAAAUCAGUGCCCUGGUUUUCUGAAAUUAAAUUAAUUAAAAUUACACAAACAAACCAACAUGCACAUUUAUUGGAUUGACCGGUAGUAUACAUUGGACACUGGAAAGGUCCUAAGUGCACAUUGCAGAUCUGAGAAAGAUGAUUGUAGAUUUACACAAGUUUGAAAUGUCUUUUAAGCUAUUUCUAAACCACUGCAGAUUCUACAAUCAUCAGUUCAAGCUAACCAGAAGUUGUUGAGAAGUGUAGUCACUUUAGCAAGGUCUGAAAAAAGAACAAAACUGUCACCCUCACCUGAAAGGAAAUUGGUUUGGAUGGUCUGGAAUAUCUAUAGAAUAAUCAAGGCAAAGGCCUAAACUGGAAACUGCUGUAACAUCAGUGUCACUGUCUACACCCAUGUGAGUUUUAACAGCCUGGGAGAAAGCUUUACAGUAAGAUAAGACAAAAUAGAGUUGACUAGCCACAACAGUCAUAGUAUGUUAAGAGAAGUACAGGUGGGGCAUUCAAGACCACAGUACCAACUGUUAAGCAUGGUGGUGGGAGCAUCAUUCUCUUGGCUUCUUUUGGAAUUGGUACAUUGUGCAAACAGUGACCCCAAACAUGCAUUAAUGGUUAUUGUGCAAUUGCUCAAACCAUUUAACAUUGAGUUUUUUGCAAUGGCCUCCCUCAAGUACUGACCUUGAAUUUGUGAACUGAUUAAAAGUUGGGUCAGUGAUAGAAAUUCAACACAUUUAAUUGAACUCUUCCUCGUGUGAAGAAUGAGUUUGCUAUUGCCCGAAGGAUUUAAAUAAAAAAAAAAGAAUUCUUGUUUUUGUCUGCUAGCAUCGAUGUAUGUUUUAAGCUCAUUCUGCCCCAGGAACAGACUGCCAAGUCUGUAUGAAAUAAUAAAAAAAGUCAAUUAAUGCCAUGACAUCCAUGUUUAUGAUGAGUGUGGGUAAACAUAUGAACAUGACUGUACGACAAUAUGUGUGUAAGAUUAUGGAUUCUGUAAAAACAUACAUAUAAACAAAACAUACUGUAUAAGGAAAACAUAUGAUCUCAGUAAGGAUGAAGGCUACAUGUUACAGCUUUCUUGGAAUUUAAAAAACAAAUAAUAAAUACAUUUAGUUUCCACUUCCUGUGUUUUUAGAAAAUCUUGACAGACAGGAAAUGACUUUAAAAAUGCACUUAAAACUAGUCUGUAUGUGCCGUAAAGCUAAACCAUGUUUGUGAAUAAAAUUAUGGUGUGGGAUGUUUAUUUGUAAACCUGCAUACAGUUAGAGGAAAUCCACUGGAGUGGCAUCUAAUUUGCUGUGCUGUUGUAGCAAAAAACUGGAACCUCCAUCUGGGGCAAUGUCCCCUGGGCAAAUUUUGUAAAUUUGUCAUCCAGGUUUUACAGAAUGUACCAUUUUUGUGUCAGUCCUUCAGAGGAAUUUAGCUUGGCCAGCAUAGUGUGGCAUGUUUUUGCCUAGUUCAGCUGGAUGUCUAGCUUGUCAGUUACUGAAGGAUUUCCUAAUAUCAUUUUUAAUCUGCAAGUUUUAUUAAUAGUACAAACCUAAAAUUGCUAUUUUCUCACCAUUGUCAAUUCAUGAAUUAAUUAUUCCACUUCAUUUUAAAUAAAAAAAUACAAAAAGUACAUGAGAUGUAAUUAUACCUGUUUAUUGAUUAAAUGAGUCUUGUUACAGCCA